This is a messenger RNA of Laetiporus sulphureus 93-53, 2924 nucleotides long. RefSeq names its product phosphatases II. The transcript has 6 exons. Lineage: Eukaryota; Fungi; Basidiomycota; Agaricomycetes; Polyporales; Laetiporaceae. Bases 71 to 2824 code for a protein of 917 amino acids. Gene Ontology annotation, biological process: dephosphorylation. Gene Ontology annotation, molecular function: phosphatase activity. The record is from RefSeq and is a predicted model, not a curated record.
CGCGCGUCUUGCUCUCUCACGAGGACCGUGGCCUCCAAAGGCUAUCUCAGCAUCAUUUUACCCUUUUGCUAUGGACGCUAUCCGAGUUGCGAGGGUGGAGGACGUUCUGUGCUGUAAGGCGGGCACCACCGCCCUAGGGACGGUACACCUCACUGCGCAUCAUCUCAUAUUCCACUACGAUGAUCCCACACGGGAGGAGAUGUGGAUCCCGUACCCUCUGAUCUCGCUGGUGACACGGCUGCCACUAACUCUUCAAGGCCUAUGUCCCCUCACGAUUCGCACAAGAACAUUUGAAUCGAUAAUAGUGCUGUUUUCGACGGAGAAGGAAGCGAUUGAUGUCUUCGAGAGCGUGAAAGAGCUCACCGUCACGGCUUCCGUAACUCAACUCUAUGCCUUUUACUUCGUGCCCAAUCCUCCGUAUCAGGCGCAGAAUGGGUGGUCCCUCUAUUCGCCAAGAGAAGAGUUCGGAAGAAUGGGCAUAGGUUCCCGAACGAAGGCCUGGAGAUUCACCGAUAUCAACAAGGACUAUUCUUUCUCCCCGACGUACCCUUCACGUGUGGUUGUACCAACCCGUAUAAGCGACACGACGCUGCAGUACGCAGCGAGAUACCGAAGCAAAUGUCGUAUCCCAGUAUUGACAUAUUUGCAUUGGGCAAAUUAUGGCAGUAUCACUCGAUCGAGCCAACCCAUGGUCGGCUUAUCGCAAAGUCGUUCGAUCCAGGAUGAGAAGCUCAUCGAGGCCAUCUUCCAAUCGCAUUGGUCACCGGAAUCGCGUGCAAUCAGCGGUCCUGUAUAUGGCGCUACGACUACGAACUUGAUCAUUGAUGCACGGCCCACCACUAAUGCGAUGGCCAAUACUGCGAAGGGUGCUGGCUCGGAGAAUAUGGACCAUGAUAAGGAUGCGAAGAAGGUCUAUCUUGGGAUCGACCAUAUCCAUGUUAUGCGUGAAUCCCUUGCGAAGGUCGUGGAGGCAUUGCGAGACACAGAAGCCAUUCCAAACGUUAGCUGCGGCGGCGUGGAAAUGGGCAGCAUGCCUGCACCUGUCCUUGACAGACAUGCACUACGGCGAUCUGGCUGGCUCAAACAUAUCUCUGCGAUUAUUGAAGGGACCCUGCUCAUCGUGCGGAAUGUGCAUGUCAACUCUUCCCAUGUCCUCAUUCAUUGCCCUGAUGGCUGGGACAGAACCGCUCAGCUAUCUUCGUUGUCUCAGUUGUGCUUAGAUCCUUUCUACCGGACAACCCGUGGAUUUCAAAUCAUGGUGGAGAAAGAUUGGAUCUCCUUCGGACACAGGUUUUUGGGCCGAUGCGGGCACCUCUCUUCAGACAAAUUUUUCAUUGCUCCAGUCGAAAACACCGGAACAGGGGGCGGGGCCGAGGCAGCGCAAGCAUUCCUAGCUUCUGUGCAGAACAGAUUCGCCUCGCAGAGCCAUUCGGAGGAGACCAGUCCGAUCUUCCAUCAAUGGCUUGAAUGCGUGCGGCAGAUACAACGUCAGUUCCCGGAGCGAUUCGAGUUCAACGAGCAAUUCCUUCGGCAAUUACACUACCAUCUCUACUCUUGCCAGUUUGGUACAUUCCUUUUCAAUACUGAACGUGAGCGGCGAGUUGGCGAAGAUGGCCCGCCCGCGUGCGAAAGUACGGUCAGCGUUUGGGAUUUUUUCAACUCGCCGCCGGAAGCGGCCUUGAAUGUCAAUCCGGACUACGACCCGUCGCUCGAUGACCCAGCAAACCGAUCGUCGAAAGCUGACAUGGGCGUACUCAUGCCCAAUCCGAAAGAUGUGCAUUUCUGGCACGAGCUUUACGGCAGAACAGACGAGGAGAUGAAUGGCAAGUUUGUCAUCCGCCAGUUCGCGCAGGAGCCAGAGUUCGCAGGGCCGAUGGAAGGUGCUUUGGAUGACAUUGUUACAGCCAAUGGUCCGGUACCGUCUUCUGUUCCCCUCCCUCCAUCUCCUGCUAUAUCUCCAUCCCCUAGCCUACCGGCGUCGCAGCCACUCCCUCGGAAGACUCUUGAAGGCGGCCAUUCCCCGUCGCCUCAAACGACCCCGCUCGGUGGAACGUUUUUGACGCCACAUAGUCCGAGAUCGAGACACGAGAGCAUACGCGGAUUGGAUACGGUUCCUCGCAGAACUCAAAGUCCCAUCAUCCCCCCACGUAUACCAUCUCCUGCAGUACGUUCGGUAUCAUUGUCUGCCGGAACUCAAGUAGCAGACCUCUUCUCGAGCACUGCGGUUCGUUCCAUGUGGGGUCGCUUCUCCUCGAACGCAUCCGCUGCAAUUUCGGUUGUACAGGAAGCCUAUGGAGGUAUGGCGAAGGACUUUAGCGAUAUGUCGCUUGGUGGCGAUGAAGCGGGACAAGCACAAGGAGGAGAGUUAAAGACGCGUGAUGAGAUUGGAGUGUGGGGCGAAGACGGUCAUGAGCAGAACAGGAGACCACCGUCACCGCGCGGUUCGGGAAUGGCACAAACGAUAGGCUCGAGCUCGAUCAAUCCAUGGUCGGCGCGUUCCAACGUGCCCUCAUUGUUAUUCGAGAAUCCGUGGAGCUCGGUGCGCUCGCCAUCCUCCGAACCCGCACGGCUGCCGGAGUCUCCUCACCUGCAGUCCUUCCCGCCACAGCUGGCGGACAGCCUUCCUCUUGACCCGACUGUAGCACUUCCCAAACCUCCAAUGUCUGUGACUGGAGCACGGGCAGCUUCGACGAUACCAGAUGAGAAAUUAUCAUCGACCUCUAUACCAUCCUCACCGCUCUUGCCCAUGGACACGUCUACUGAGACGCCUCACGCAACCCCGGCCCCAUCCACCUCAGACCCUCUCGGCGUAGGACUAUUGUAGCUUGUUGGUUCUCCAUUUGUGCUGUAUCAUAUCAUAUGACAUUAGACACUCGCGCGAUGUGCUCAUGUAUAUUUCAGCGCAUGUGAACAUGAAAUCUGGU